This is a messenger RNA of Centropristis striata (black sea bass), 3484 nucleotides long. RefSeq names its product SWI/SNF-related matrix-associated actin-dependent regulator of chromatin subfamily E member 1-like. Gene Ontology annotation, cellular component: SWI/SNF complex. Gene Ontology annotation, biological process: negative regulation of DNA-templated transcription. Gene Ontology annotation, molecular function: nucleosomal DNA binding; nuclear receptor binding. The record is from RefSeq and is a predicted model, not a curated record. NCBI's taxonomy places the organism in Eukaryota, Metazoa, Chordata, Actinopteri, Perciformes, Serranidae. Bases 196 to 1665 code for a protein of 489 amino acids. The transcript has 11 exons.
CUUUUAUUGUCAUUUAUUAUCAUUUCAUUAGAGGGGGUGCUAAAUUGUUUUGGAAACCAAUUGAUUUUGAGAUUAUUCGCGACGUUAUCAUGGGGCAGUUUGUCUCUUUGUGUUAGCACGUUCUUUGCUAGAAGGCCAUGGCUGGUUCACCAAUAUAGAAAUCUCCUUCUCUACUUAGCCCAGUCUCCAAUCACGAUGUCAAAACGACCAUCCUAUGCCCCUCCCCCUCCCCCUGCCCCCACAACACAAAUGCCUUCCACCCCAGGGUUUGUGGGCUACAACCCUUACAGCCAUCUGGCCUACAACAACCUCCGGCUGGGAGGGAGCUCCGGAGGUUCCAGCAGGAACUCCUCAGGCAUCACCGUCCCAAAGCCUCCCAAACCUCCAGACAAGCCACUGAUGCCUUACAUGCGGUACAGCCGGAAGGUAAGCAGGAAGGUAUGGGACCAAGUGAAGGCAUCCAACCCAGACCUGAAGCUGUGGGAGAUUGGAAAGAUUAUCGGAGGGAUGUGGAGAGACCUGACUGAUGAGGAGAAACAGGACUACUUGAACGAGUACGAAGCUGAGAAGAUUGAGUACAACGAUUCCUUGAAGGCCUACCACAACUCACCAGCCUACCUGGCCUACGUCAACGCUAAGAACCGAGCCGAGGCCGCCAUGGAGGAGGAGAGCAGACAGAGGCAAAGCCGGAUGGACAAAGGAGAGCCUUACAUGAGCAUUCAGCCUGCUGAGGAUCCUGAUGACUACGAUGAUGGUUUUUCAGUGAAGCACACAGCAGCCGCUCGCUUCCAGAGGAACCACCGGCUCAUCAGUGACAUCCUCAGUGAGAUCGUGGUGCCUGAUGUCCGCUCGGUGGUCACCACAGCCCGCAUGCAGGUUCUCAAGAGGCAGGUCCAGUCUCUUAUGGUGCACCAGAGGAAGCUUGAGGCAGAACUUUUGCAGAUUGAGGAUCGCCACCAAGACAAGAAGAGACGCUUCCUGGAGACCACCGACUCAUUCAACACUGAACUUAAGCGGCUGUGCAGUCAGAAGGUUGAGGUGGACAUGGAGAAGCUAGCCGCAGAGAUGGCUGCAGCUGAAGAGGCAGCCAGGCGCCGGGCGGAGGAGAGGGAACGCGAGACAGCCGAGCAGGCAGAGAAAGCUGCUCUGCAGGCGCAACAACAGCAACAGCAGCAACAGCAGCAACAACAACAACAAGAGGCUGCUGGAAACAAAGCCUCAGAGCAAAGCAGUGCUAAUGCUAGCAGUACAGCUAACCCCAGCUCAGGGACCAAGGAGGAUGGCAAGCCCACACCAAUGGAGACAGACGAGGCAACCACAGAGCCCUCCUCAGAACCACAGCCUGCUGCACCUCUAUCCGACCCCCCCUCUUCUUCCUCUGACAAAGGAACCCCUCCCCCCGAGACCCCCAGGGAGAGCGGCACUCCUAACAGCAGCGCCCCCAGUAACGGCAGCAGCAGCAGCAACAGUAUGCCCCCUCCUCCUUCAGACAGCAACAGCAGAGCAGCAGCCCCCGAUCCCUCAGCAGCCCAAGAAGCCAACUCCAGCGCAGCUAACCCUAACACGGCUGCAGCACCUCCUCCUCCCCCCGCCUUAGAAGAACCACCCCCUCCUCCACCACCUCUACUAUCCCCCAGCCAGAACAGCCAACAGUAUGACAUGUAAUAGUCUGUUUCUUAGAUGCACAGUGGUAACUGUAGGGCUGCAGCUCUUUUUCGAUGGAGCAGCAGGUGUGGAAGAAGUAAGACAUGCAUGGGUGCUCUGUCAGAACAGAUCUUGUGAAUGAGCAGUGCUGAGUGGUUGAGGGUCUGAUAGUAUGGUCAAUAAACAGUUAGCAUCACACAAGAGUGAUGAAGGGUUGUCGUCAUCCAGGCUAAGGUAGCGUGGCCAUGCAAGACUCUGUUGGAGAAAUUUUACUUUGUUUCCUUCAAAUUCAUUCAUGAAUGAAUUGAAAUGUCAACAGAGAAUAGGCAGAGUUUGCAUUCCAUUAAGGUCCAAACUAUUCCUCUUUUUAAUCAUGUUGGAUAGAUGAAUGGAUGGAUUUAAGAAAAAUAAAUUAACCUCAUAAAUACUUCAAACAGGACACCAGGGCUGUAAAAUGGCAAAUUGUUCGCAGUAAACCCCACUGGCUGGUUGAAUAUCAUAUGCAGGUUUCUAACUCCUAACAUCACUGUUAAUACUCUCUACAUCAGUUUAUUAUCCACCCGCAAAUCUUCAGAUACAUUUCCUGUUUGCAAAUUGUCACAAUUAAGUAGCUGGAAUGACAGAAUGCUUAGCAUUUUUGCUUGGCAAUGUGGGGAAAAGUAUCAACAAUACCUCCUUCUCAAUGAGACCCGGAGGAAGUGAUUUCUGAAGAUGCGUGUUGGCAGCAGGCAUGUUGAUGGCUGUAUAAUUUACAUACAGAUGUAAACCUCCAGUAACUCCCUCUGUGUAGACUUUGGAUGUGGUUGAAAUGUUUGAUUUGCCACAUAUUUCUACAUCAUGCAGUCUUGAUUUAUAAACCUCUUUAAAUGAGCCCAUUGUUUUCUUAGAGAGAAACGCCACAGUUGUAAACUGUGAAGGGUAGUACAUUACAUGAUUCAUGUCCAGAGUCUGAAUUGUCUGAAGCUCAGCGUAUGUUCUGUUUACAAAAGGGCAACCAUGCAUGAAAGGACCUUAACCCAACCCCCACCCCUUCCACUUUAAAACCUCAGAAUCUUGUAGUUCAGUUUGUGUGAUUUGCAGAACUACUACUGUUACUACUUUUGUGUUUUUAGAGAUCUAGUGAAACAUUUUAGAUUAAUAUACUUAAAUCCAGGUUUCGUAUUAUUCCUAUACUCUGGAAUCAGAUGCCAUUUCUAACAUGUUUCAGUUUGACUGGGGAUGAUGCACCAUAUGAUUAUUUCCAGGUCUGAAGUCCGUAUGAAGGAAAGGCAUAUUUUAAUUAUUGGCGCACUCACAAUUUGCAUGCUUCAUUAAAUACUAACCAUAAUCCUGCAAGCAUCUGAACAAUUACUGAAGGCAUAGUCAAAGAGUUGAGGUUGAGGAAAACUGUUGAGGGACGUUUUCUGUGCAGGACAAAACACACUUUAUCCACACAAAAUGAUACAUAAAAUGAUUGGCACAUCUCCAAGGUGCGUUUUUAAUGGAAAAAUAAUCUGGAUGAUGAAAUGACUUGCAUUAAGUAUAAACAGUUGUUUGUUCCCCUCCAUCACAUUUAUGUAGAAAGAACUGACACAUAAUUAGCAUUUAAUCUAUAAGAGCUUCUUUGCAAGAUGAGGCUAUUUUUUAAAGUCUAUUUUCCUCCUUUAGACCGCAUAUUCCUGUUUACACCACAAGCAGAGAAUUGCACACGCUACCCUCAUCCAAAUGUAACCUCACUUGUGCAUUUAAAGGACUGUUUCUUACUUGAAUUGGACUGUUUUUAGUAAUAUGCCUGUUUUUUGCAUCUUUCUUUUGUACUGUCUGAACUUACCUAUCCAAAUAAAAAUGAUUUCUCAUGCUU